Molecule: messenger RNA, 2032 nt
Organism: Seriola dumerili (greater amberjack)
Lineage: Eukaryota; Metazoa; Chordata; Actinopteri; Carangiformes; Carangidae
Gene: slc48a1a
Product: solute carrier family 48 member 1
Exons: 3
Coding region: 340-774 (144 amino acids)
Biological process (GO): heme transport
Cellular component (GO): lysosomal membrane; plasma membrane
Molecular function (GO): heme binding; heme transmembrane transporter activity
Source: RefSeq, a predicted model, not a curated record
CAUCUUUGCGACGUCUAUGAGAUAAACACUUACCUUGGUAUUUUGUUGCUGCUCUGUAGCUGGAAAUCUAAAUUGUGCCAUCGACAUUUGUUUGUUGUACAAGUCACAAGAACUAGCGAAUACUCAGCUGCAGCUAGUUUUGCUAACAGUGACAGGCGUCGUUCUCCUGGUUGUUCAGCCGAGGGGGCAUUUCAUCUGUCGUUUUCCUGUCGUUAGUAUCGAGGAUAUUACAUAAUGUGGCGAUAAGCUGUUGAUGUAACUUAACACCUGUUUUUAAAAAUACGCCUUUGUCGCUUGCGCCUGUUACAAACUUCAAGCUAGCAGUGUUAAUACCUUACUAUGGGAAUCAGCAGGAUCUACAUUAGCAUAGGUUAUGCUACCUUUGGUACCCUGGUUGGACUUUCGGCUUUCUUGGUCUGGAAUAUCGCCUAUAAACAGCCAUGGACGGCGGCCAUGGGAGGCCUGUCAGGAGUACUGGCGCUCUGGUCUCUCGUCACACACAUCAUGUACCUGCAGGAUUACUGGCGCACCUGGCUCAAAGGGCUCAGGUUCUUCAUAGCUGUCGGUGUGCUGUUCUCAGUUUUGGCAGUGGCCGCCUUCAUCACCUUCCUCACUAUCGCCAUCACACAGAAGCAAUCUCCUACUGACCCGAGGAGCCUCUACCUCUCCUGUGUGUGGAGCUUCCUGACUCUCAAAUGGUCCUUCCUCUUGGCCUUGUACUCAUACAGAUACCGCCAGGAGUUCGCAGAUAUCAGCAUCCUCAGCGAUUUCUAGUCAGUACUCAUUUUAUAGACUGUGACGGACUUUGAGGGGUUUUAGGCUGCCAGCAGGAGCUGGUCAAAGAGCUUUUGUAACAAAGAGGAGGAAACCCAGACAUGGCUAGAUUAAAAAGUCAUCUGACUUUUACCACAUGAAGUUGCACUUGUUGCGCUUGCUUAACAAGUCCUGUAUUUGUAUUGUAACACCUUCUCCUACUUUCAAUGACUUACUUAUUAUAUUCCUGUUGUAGUCGUAAGUCUAAAGCUCUGAAAACUGGAACUGCUUUUGGGUGAAUUGCUUGAGGCUAUUUAUGAAGAGACACACCAGUGGAUGUUUAAAAAUACUAAUAUGGAAGAGGAAAAUCCCCACAAUAACAGGUUUUAAUCCAAUCAUUAGUUGUUCAAAUGAAAAUGAAGCUUAAGUCCUCAGAACCAAAACUAAAACCACCUACCUGAAACCACUCUGAUGAUACUAGGCUGACAGUGUUAUGUUGGAGUGCUUGAUUGAUUUUACCCAAAUGAGUUUUUUCAUAGCUGCAGUUCUGAACUACAGAAUAGUAAAAUCUGCCACUGUCUUAGUGUUUGCAGAGCAGAGUUAGUCUUUUAGCUCCAUUCAUUAUCAGUGAAGCAAUUUGAGAAAGUGAUUUUUUUUUUUUUUUUUUUUUUAAUUCAACCACUGAUUUCAAUAGUUGCAUUCUAUUUUUAAAGCUACUAGUGAUGUACGAUCCCAACAAGGAAAAUGUUCUUUAUUUAACAGGUCAGACUCUGCUUUUCCUUUCAUUGGAACUGAACGGUGGAGUUGUGUAUCAUGCCCCAAAGAAAAGGCAUUCCUGUGGAAUUUGUGCUUUUCAUCUUUCGUUCCACCAGGGGGAGACUCGCUUUUUCUGUCUACAGUCCACACACAUUCCUCUUUUAGAGAGAAACACACAUAGAUUUGAUAAAUAAUUGCACUUUAGUCUUUGAUAUUGAUGCCAUUGUUUUGCACACAAAUCCUGUUACAAUGGGGAAAAAAGAAAAUCGUGUUUUACAUGCUGUCAUUCAUGUCUUACCCUUUGUAAUGUUGAAAUACACUAUUUAUAUGCAUCGUUUAUGUUGGUUAGUUUGAUUUGUGUAAAUCAAGUUAAACUGGGCUUUGUACGUGGUUUAGUUGCAGCUUUAGCUCAUGUCUAUCUUUUACCAUACAACAUGUCAAAUUGUAUUAUUUUUUUUUUGUUGAUGAGAGAAUGAAUGUAAGAAUGCUACAUGUAUAUAGAAACUGAAUUAAACCAUUAAAG